Annulohypoxylon maeteangense is the source of this 2955-nucleotide messenger RNA. Its product is annotated as aconitase family-domain-containing protein. Gene Ontology annotation, biological process: L-leucine biosynthetic process. Gene Ontology annotation, cellular component: 3-isopropylmalate dehydratase complex. The record is from RefSeq and is a predicted model, not a curated record. Gene Ontology annotation, molecular function: 4 iron, 4 sulfur cluster binding; 3-isopropylmalate dehydratase activity. Lineage: Eukaryota; Fungi; Ascomycota; Sordariomycetes; Xylariales; Hypoxylaceae. The transcript is spliced from 4 exons. The coding region runs from base 373 to 2724 and encodes 783 amino acids.
AACACAAGAAAAAAAAGAGGAUAUUGUACCUAAGUAGAUAGCUUCCCUGUGCCGGUCACAGUUUCUUCGCUUUCUUUGACCUCAUGUCUGUGUACAUAGUCUACUUCCUUCCCUAAAUACAUAUUUAAAAACUCUCUCCCCGCAUUUAUAGACUUUCAAUCGGGCAGCCGAAUACUCUCGAUACUACCUGCGAUCUCUUGAGAUCGUAUACUUUUCAUCUUUUCAUACUUCCUUCGUCUUCCUAUCUCUAUAUUAAUUGCCACCCCCAUCGCCAGUUUGAGUGCGCACACGUUCGGGAUUGACCUCGCUUCAAAAGGGUCACGAGAUACAUUGGAGAGAUCCUCGUAUUUCAGUACAGACUGACUUUUCAAGAUGCCCGUUGCCGAAAGCGUCCCGCAGACCUUGUACGACAAGGUUCUAGCUGCUCAUGUUGUGGAUGAGAAGCUUGACGGCACUGUCCUGCUCUAUAUCGACAGACAUCUCGUUCACGAGGUUACUUCACCUCAAGCAUUCGAAGGCUUGAAGAACGCUGGGCGUAAAGUCCGAAGACCCGAUUGUACCCUCGCCACUACAGAUCACAAUAUCCCCACCAAGUCCCGAAAAGGCUUAAAGGAUCUUGCCUCUUUCAUCGAACAAGACGAUUCCCGCCUACAAUGCAUAACCCUUGAGGAGAAUGUAAGGGAUUUCGGGGUUACCUACUUUGGUCUCGGUGAUAAACGUCAGGGUAUCGUCCAUGUCAUCGGUCCCGAGCAAGGUUUCACCCUUCCUGGUACCACUUUGGUGUGUGGCGACAGCCACACUUCCACCCACGGAGCUUUCGGAUGCUUCGCUAUGGGAAUUGGUACCAGUGAGGUCGAGCACGUUCUGGCCACACAAUGCCUCAUUACCAAGAGAAGCAAGAACAUGAGAAUACAAGUUGACGGUGAGCUGGCUCCCGGUGUUAGCUCUAAGGAUGUCGUGCUACACGCCAUCGGAUUAAUCGGAACUGCCGGAGGCACCGGCUGUGUCAUCGAGUUCUGCGGUUCUGUUAUCCGCGGCUUAAGUAUGGAGGCUCGUAUGUCUAUCUGCAACAUGUCCAUCGAGGGCGGUGCCCGAGCUGGUAUGGUUGCUCCCGAUGACAUUACUUUCGAGUACCUGAAGGGCAAGCCUCUUGCUCCUACCUAUGGAACUCCGGAAUGGGAUCGUGCUGUUAAGUAUUGGAGAAGUCUCCAAUCAGAUCCAGGUGCUAAGUACGACAUUGACGUCCAGAUUGACGCCAAAGAUAUUAUCCCCACCGUGACUUGGGGUACGAGUCCUGAGGAUGUUGUGCCCAUUACCGGAGUUGUUCCUGACCCGGAGUCUUUCAAGUCCGAAGCAAAGAAGAAGGCUGGCAGACGGAUGCUUGAGUACAUGGGUCUAACUGCCGGCACCCCGAUAACGGAAAUCCCUAUCGACAAGGUUUUCAUUGGUUCCUGCACAAACUCCCGAAUUGAGGAUCUUCGUGCUGCCGCACAGGUUGUCAAGGGCAAGAAGAAGGCCGACAACGUUACCCGUGCUAUGAUUGUGCCCGGUUCUGGAGUAAUCAAGGACCAAGCUGAAGCUGAGGGUCUUGACAAGAUCUUUUUAGAUGCCGGUUUCGAAUGGAGAGAAGCGGGGUGCAGUAUGUGCCUCGGCAUGAACCCAGAUAUCUUGUCACCUAAGGAGCGAUGCGCAAGUACGAGUAACCGAAACUUCGAGGGGAGACAGGGUGCGCAAGGCCGAACACAUCUGAUGUCUCCUGUUAUGGCGGCAGCAGCAGCUAUUGUUGGCAAGCUUGCCGACGUCCGAAAGUUAACCGAGUACACUGCCAGCCCUCAUAUCGAUGCCUACAAGUUAAAUAACACACCAACGGCACCAAACGGCAAGGCGCACGUCGACGAGAGUGUCGAGGAUGACGACACCGCGAGGGAAAGGAUUACAGACCAACCUGAAGAUAUCUCACCCCAUGUCAAUUCCAUGACAUCGGAAGCACCCGGUUCUCAAGGCCUACCAAAAUUCCUGGUUCACAGGGGUAUCGCUGCCGCCUUAGACCGAUCUAACAUCGACACCGAUGCUAUCAUUCCUAAACAAUUCUUGAAGACUAUUAAGCGCACCGGUCUCGGAUCAGCUUUAUUCUAUGAAUCAAGAACCAAGGAGGACGGAUCCGUAAACCCGGAUUUCGUUCUUAACCAAGAACCGUGGACGAAGGCUAAAAUCCUGGUCUGCACGGGUCCCAACUUCGGUUGCGGUAGCUCUCGAGAACACGCUCCCUGGGCUCUUAACGAUUUCGGUAUCCGAUGUGUUAUCGCCCCAUCUUUCGCCGACAUCUUCUUCAACAACACAUUCAAGAACGGCAUGUUACCCAUCGCUAUCAAGAACCAAGCCGAAAUUGAGAAGAUCGCGACCGAGGCUCGCGCGGGCAAGGAGAUUGAAGUCGAUCUACCAAACCAAGUCAUCCGUGACGCCGACGGUCAUGAGCUUGCCAAGUUCGAUGUCGAAGAGUUCCGAAAGCACUGCUUGGUUAACGGUCUCGACGACAUCGGCCUGACCCUCCAGAUGGAAGACAAGAUUGUCGACUACGAGAAGAAGGCGUCAACCAACACUCCCUGGGUCGACGGCACAGCUUACCUGAAACGGAAGGGCCAGGGCGGCAAGCUAGCCGCCAAGCCCGUCCCCGUCCCUACCACAAAUCGCGGACAGGAGCUCAAGGACCCUAUCGAAUGGUAACAUGCUUAGGUAGCAAGGAAGGAGGGGGAGUUCUGCGCGGUUUCGGCGUUUCCCGGAGGAAAAUCAUUUUUAACGCAUGCGUGUGCCUUGAAUGCGCCACCUACUAUUGUUGAUACUGAAUUCGUCGCGAUGUGCUUUGACGAUAGGAUGAAUAGCAUUGGAUGUGGAAGGAUAGUGGUGACAACUACUACAACACAUCUAACAUUAAAUGAAAGAUACUUCUUUGAUGAA